AUGAAAAUGCACCAAGUAGCUAAAGCCAGUAGAAAGGUUGAACAAGAACCAAAAACUGGAAAACCGGAUGAGACAUUUGAUGGUGAAGGAGAAAGAGCUACAGAACAGGUUGACACCAUUGAUGUGGAUGCAUUGGAUGUUGAAGAUAUCACUCCAGACACAGAGAAGGAGAAACAGGAUAAAGAAAAAGAGAAUAAAAAGUUGUCCGUUUCUCCUGGAAAAGGCAAGAGAAAGUUGGAGGAAGGCGAAUCCAGCAAGGGGGAGGCUUCUCUGAGUAAAAAAAAUAAGAGUGCCACUGGGAUGAAAGCCAAUGUUGAGAAAAAUGACUCAGAGGAAACUAGUAAAGAGGGCAGUGAAAUGGAAACAGAUGAUUCAGAGGGUGAGGAAAGUUGGAAAGACGAGGAAGUGGGUGCAGAGGAAGAAGAAGGUGAUAAUGAAUCCGACAAUGAAGAUCCUUUUCACAGUGCCAGCAUAGGCCACGAUAAUAGCCAACAAAUGGGGGAAAAGGAUAAUAAGGACAAAGAGGAUAAAGAUAUGGAUUUUGGGAAGGAAAAGAACAAGGAACCCGAGAAAGAUAUGGCUAAGGAUAAUUUGAGUGAGGAUAAGGAGAGUGCAGCCCAGAUUGACUAUCUGGAAGAAGAGAAAGUGGCAAUGAAAAAUAUGUUGGGCAUGGUCCCAAAUGUCUUAUCUGAAGUCACAAAGAACAUAGAGGAUAUUGCUAAGUUCAUCGAUAAUUCCAACUCUCCUAAUCUGGUGGUGGACCUUGACACUGAAGAUGCGACUGAGAUUGGAAGUGGGGAAGCUAUACUGGGCGGAGCUGCAAAGAGGACUAGAGUGAGCGUCAAGAAAGCUACUGCUAUGUCUGCCAAGGAUAUCCCUAAUCUUAGGGAUAGUAUCAAAUAA
Cryptomeria japonica (Japanese cedar) is the source of this 903-nucleotide messenger RNA. RefSeq lists its product as uncharacterized. Bases 1 to 903 code for a protein of 300 amino acids. Lineage: Eukaryota; Viridiplantae; Streptophyta; Pinopsida; Cupressales; Cupressaceae. The record is from RefSeq and is a predicted model, not a curated record. The transcript is spliced from 3 exons.